AUGACAGAAACAAAUACUGAACAUGAAAAAGAUCUUGAAAAACUUUUCAGGAUUAUUCAUAAUGUUAAAUUUGCAAUGUUAACAACAGUUAAUGAAGAUGGUACGCUUCAUAGUCGACCAAUGGUUAACAAACAAGCUGAUUCAUUUCAUGGUGAACUUUGGUUUUUCACACAACGAAGCGCACAUAAAGUUACAGAAGUAAAAAAAGGUUCAGAAGAAGUUAAUGUAUCUUAUUCAUCUCCUGAACUACAAUCAUAUGUUUCAAUUAGUGGUCAUGCUGAUUUGGUUGAUGAUAUUACAAAAAAGAAAGAUCUAUGGAAUGAUUCUCUUAAAACUUGGUUUCCAAAGGGCGUUGAAGAUCUCGAUUUAGCAUUGUUACGUAUUACUAUUGUCGAAGCCGAAUAUUGGGAUUCAUCAGCAUCGAUCAUGAAAAAAUUAUAUGGAUUAGCUAAAGCAUCUAUUUUAGGCGAUCAUUCAUCAUUAGCUGGUGAAAAUAAAAAACUUGUUUUAAGUUAA
Adineta steineri is the source of this 516-nucleotide messenger RNA. NCBI's taxonomy places the organism in Eukaryota, Metazoa, Rotifera, Eurotatoria, Adinetida, Adinetidae. The record is from the annotation of a GenBank genome assembly.